This is a messenger RNA of Caenorhabditis briggsae, 1869 nucleotides long. The transcript is spliced from 16 exons. Lineage: Eukaryota; Metazoa; Nematoda; Chromadorea; Rhabditida; Rhabditidae. The record is from RefSeq and is a predicted model, not a curated record. Bases 1 to 1869 code for a protein of 622 amino acids.
AUGGAUGAAACUCACUCUAUUUUUAGAAGUGCCACCUUUCCUUGUUUCAUUUGGCAACAUCCGCAACCUGUGAUGGCUGACCUGAUAAUUGGAGUACCUGGGGGUAUUUAUAGGCCCGCGGAAGAAGUGGAAGACUAUGCCGGUGGCACGACCUUCUGCAUGGACGUCGGAAAGAUAAGGAUGGAGAAACAGCCGGUGAUACUUCCGCAAUACGAUUCAGAGACAUAUUUCAAGUUGAUAAUGCCCAGGAGCUACCAAAUGUUCUUCGGAAAUAGAGAAUUAGAAUCAACAAUGUCAAAUCAACAACUGGAUUUAAGAGAGAGGAUCCUACAUUUCGGUUCAUUUCCCAUAAUUUCAUGUCGGAGAUUUCGAAUUCGACGGGAAGAGAUCUUUCACUCGCAAAUGGGUCAACGCAAAUGGUCCGCCACUUUUUCAAAUGGGUCAACGCAAAUGGUCCGCCACUUUUUCAAAUGGGUCAACGCAAAUGAUAGCUUCAAAUACCGGUCUCAGCAACCAGACACUUUCAAAUCUUGUUUUUCAAGGCCAGUGCUACUGUUUCCGCAGAUUUUCUACCUCUGUAUGGAUGGAUUCGACAUUAUGACUCUUUCAAACCAGAAGAUAAUUGCCAUAAAAAUGAAGACUGAUAGACAGAGAAAGAAGAUUCGAACCAAGUUGAAUGACGAUCCAGAGCGGCUUCUAUUCCAAAUCAAGAUCGCAAGACCAUACCACUGUUUCAGAAGGGGAUGCCAGUGGACAAGAAACCGAAUGAGGUUAAAAAUUGUCCCAAGAAGAAAUGUUCAAUCAUCAACUUCUGCGGAAUCAUCUCGAAUGCUUGGACUACCACAAUCGCCUCAUGGAUCACCGGCUGGCGGACAUUCACUUCAAAAAACUCCGCAUUGCGCCAUCGCUGUUGGUCGGGAAUCAGCCAAUGUGGGCGGCAUUUUGAGCUUGAGACCCGCACAGUUUAGAAUACAGCCGCCACGUUACCUACGAUCACCACGACCACGAGCUACAAACUCAUAUCCGCAAAAUUCUUGUGAAAUCGAGAGCUACAUUGAAGGGCAUUUCCAAAGAUCCAUGGAUGGUGGGAGGAGAGGCACAAGUGAAGGAAAUCAAGAAACCAAAAAUCCCGAAACAGUCAAAGUUCUCGAAACAGUGGAAAGAGAAAGCCUGAAGAGAGAAAGCAAGAGAAAGAAGCUACCGAAAAUGCAGAAGAUUUACUCUAUUCUAUUCCAAUACUCUAAAAAUGAACGAAAAUCGAUUUUUGAACCGGUUUUUGAAGCCAAACGUCGUUCAAAUCGGCCCAACAUGAUUGAAAGAAAAAAAAAUUACACUGUUUCAAUGUUUACAAUUUUUCUGACCAAGCUAUUCCUAAAAAAUCAGCAGCUGAAAGAGGAUAAUGAGAAGAAAGUUCCAGACGAGAAUCGAGAGACUAUUCCAGAAGAGGACAAAAAGGAGGUGACCGUGGAGGAGAUGAAGGAAUACCGAGAAGCAUUAUCUAUGAGAGCAGCCGUCCAAGCAUUCGAGGAACAGAGUAUUAGACACAAGGAGCAACAAAUGAUCACCAAAAAAUGUGAAGGGAUUCUGUGCUUCAAUAAAGAAGCUGAAAGGAAAGAAGCACUCGAACUCGCUGGUGGUCCCGUUCGACCACCGGGAGCCAAAAGAGCAAAGAAGGCAGAUGGCUCCUGCAACAUGUUUUUGGCUGCAGUCUUUGGAACAUUCCAGGAGCUUUGCUUCACUGAAGUCGGACCAACACUCCUAGAACUAUUUGGAAGGACGGGCCGCAAAACAUAUCUGGCAAGAGAAGAACUCUUUAUUAAAACACUUUUUACCGACCAAGGCAAAAUUCUCAAGUUCGAUGGGUAUUAA